UUUAUUUGAAAUUGAAAUUGUAGAUGAAAAAUAUGGCAGUUGACCGCACUUAUUCCUGAAUUUCUAAAGUCGAUACACCUGAGCUGUCACCAGGGAUGGCUAAGGAUAAAUAAGAGGAAAUAAGACCUUUGAGCCCGAUGAUCUCUCCUUUUAUCCCGUAAACUCAGAAGAUAUUCAAAAUGAGUUUCUUAAUAAUUUUUCAGAACAAAAUCAACUUACAAUUAAGGAUCUAAUUAGGGGGAAAGACGGAGAAGAGUAUAAUGUUAAUGAGAUCUUAGAAAGCUGUAAAGGUUUCCAAUCAAUGCUAUUCCUAACUCCUCCUAAGAUUAAUGAGAUGAAAUCAUCAUCCCCAUCUCCAUUGAUUGAUAUAAUGAAAUCUCUGAAUGACAUCUUAUCGACAGAUGAAGAAAAAUAAAUAAAGUUUUACACCCAGAUUUGAUAAAAUUAUUAGAAGUUACUCCUAUCCAGCUGAAAGAUAGCGGUCCAAAAACUUUUGAAGCUAAGAAAAGUAGCCGAAAUAUUUCAAGCCUAUUUGAAACUGGAAAGAUUAAUAAUAAUAUUUCUACAAAUAAAACUUUAGUAGGCCCUGGUAAAUAAUGGUCCUAACUCAUCAAAUAAGUCAAUGAUAAAAUUUGGAGAUACGAGUAGACCCCAUAGAAGUGCACAUUUUAAUUGGACUCCAAGUGCAUCAGUUGUGGCUAAGAAUAGGCCUAUUAUUGAUAAAAAGUUCAACUUUGAAGAACAAAAAUGACCAAAGAAACCUAGAGGACCCGAUCCUAUUUCUCAGAAGAUUCAGGAGAAAUGAAGCAAAGAAGAAAUGAACAAUAAUCCAGACGAAAAUCAUAAAAAUACUAUUAAGGAAGAAACAAAGGAUUCUUCUGAAGUAGAAAGGAAAGGAAGCAAUGCUAGUGACAAUCAGAAACACAAAGGUUGCAAUAAUGAUAAAGAAAACAUAAACUGCCUAAAGCCCCAAGCUAGAUCUAAAGCUAGAGCUGGAUUUAGUUUCCCUGAAGGAGGCUGGGUCUGCUCUUUUUGACAAAAUUAUAACUUCUAUGGAAGAAUUAAGUGCAACAGGUACGUUGAUGGAAAGCCCCAACAUAUAAUUAGAAAAGAAACUAAAAGGACUAAAAAUGAUGAAAAUAAUAUGAACAAGAUGAACAAGAAAAGAAAGAAUAAACCAAAGAAGAACAAUCAGAAUAAGGAAGUUAACCCUAGUGGUGACCAAUCAUUGCAAGGAGAUUCAAAGAGUGCUCAGAAUUCUAAAUCUUCAAAAGGAGACUGGAUUUGUUUCACAUGAAGCAAUUUAAAUUUCUCUUUUAGAAAAAUAUGUAAUAGAUGCCAAAUACCUAGAGAAGAGUCUGACUCUCAAUAUGCAUCAUUACAAGUAAGUUCAAUGUCAAGUUGACAGCCACAUAUUGGAUUCGCUUUUCCAGGAGCUUUCACCAGCUCUUUCUCCAAUAUGUCUGCAUUUCCUCCGCAUGACCAGGAGGAAAAUUAGCAGAAAAGUUAAUUCAAAUUUUCAUAUUUCAAACACCAGAUAAUUCA
Molecule: messenger RNA, 1545 nt
Organism: Moneuplotes crassus
Lineage: Eukaryota; Ciliophora; Spirotrichea; Euplotida; Euplotidae
Source: the annotation of a GenBank genome assembly